UGAGGCUUUAGAUAAUGACAUGCUGGCUUCACCUCCAAGAUGCUACAGUCCUGAUUUGCAAAGAGACCUUGUGGAUGUUUUGAAUGAAUUCAGGGGGGACAAUAUAGACCUGACCACACAUGUCACUGUCGUGGCCCGCCGGAGAAGAGUUUUACAUAGUGCAUGUGUUGCUCUUCAGAAAUCCUACUUUGAAUGGCAUAAAACACCAAAUAUUGAAUUUGUUGGUGAAAUGGCCGAAGAUUAUGGUGGACCACGUCGUGAGUUUUUCAGAAUUCUCAUGAGCGAAGUACAAUCCUCCCUUGGCAUUUUUGAGGGGAAACCUGGAAACGUCCUCUUUUCAUACAAUCAGGACGCACUGCAGCAGAAUAAAUUCUACACAGCAGGAAAGCUGACUGCAUGGUCCAUUCUUCACAAUGGACCUGGGAUUAAAUGCCUUAAUCAUCACCUUUUCGAAAUGAUGUGUGGUCGGAGUCAGACCAUAGACCUAAGCACAUUUGAACUAGAAACUUUACAUGACACAGAUAUACAACAUCGACUGGAAAAGAUUUUACCAUGCAAGACCACAGCGGAGAUGUUGGAGGUCAAAAUGGAACUGGGGGACUGGAUUGCUGAAUGUGGGAUCCCCAACAUAUAUUCUGCAUCACUUGCUGAUUUCCCUGCUAUCUACCAACAAAUAAUCACCCACUACAUGUACCACAGGGUUUCCAGCAUGAUACAGCAGUUCAUCGCCGGAAUGAAUGCUUGUGGCAACAUGUGGCAAGUUGUGCAGAAAAACUGGGAAACGUUUGCACCACUCUUCACUCACACAUCUAAAAAGCUGUCACGGAAUGAUGUGCGAGGACUCUUUGACAUUAAAUGGAGUUUGCAAGGCAGCAACAAAAGAGACCAAGAGGAGGACACCAUCUUUCUUUGGGAGUGGUGGUUGAUGUCAAUUGAAAAUAACGAGCUAGAUGUUACUUUGGAGGACCUACUCAUCUUUGUUACCGGAGCAGAUUCUGUGCCCCCACUGGGUUUUCCACACAACUGUGAAAUACAAUUUUAUGAUCAAGAACCUGGAAGCCAGCGAUUUCCAUUCUCUUCCACCUGUGCCCUCAUUUUGUAUCUGCCAAGAGGCAUUACAGAAGAGGCCAUUUUUAAAGACUUAAUGCAGAUGUCCAUUAAAGGUUCUGUGGGCUUUGGAAAAGUCUGAUUAGCUUUCCCGAGGCAAUAAUGCAUGUAGUCUACGGCAAAAUGUGUCAUAAUGUCUAUGAAGACAUGUCGUUGUCCUUUCAGGUAUUCUUUAUUUUUUAUUUUUUAUAUGGUUUCUCUGUUCCAGUGGCAGGAAAGAGUGCAUGUUCCUGAUACAGUGUUUGAACUAGAGCAAAAUUGUUUGCAGCAACUCUUGGUGAGGACAGAGGUUCGCUGGGAAUACCCAUACUCCAAAGAGUUCUGGCUUUACUGAGGCUAUGGCAAAAUGUGUCAAUGUCUAUGAAGACAUGUGGUUGUCCCUUUCAGGUAUUUUUUUUUUUUUUUUUUUCAUAUGGUUUCUCUGGGAGAAAAUUGUUGUUCUGCAGUUUAUUUGACCAUAAAUGUGUUUAAUUGUAACCUGGCUUGUCCGUACUUUUAUUUUAUGUUGUUUUACUUAUAUUAAGCAUUAGAGACUUCAUCUAGGCUACAGCUGGUUAAAUAAAUGUAUGCAACUGAGGAAAAGAAAA
Rhinichthys klamathensis goyatoka is the source of this 1694-nucleotide messenger RNA. Its product is annotated as G2/M phase-specific E3 ubiquitin-protein ligase-like. The coding region runs from base 20 to 1189 and encodes 389 amino acids. The record is from RefSeq and is a predicted model, not a curated record. Gene Ontology annotation, molecular function: ubiquitin-protein transferase activity. Lineage: Eukaryota; Metazoa; Chordata; Actinopteri; Cypriniformes; Leuciscidae. The transcript has 6 exons.